AAAUACUUGUCUUCACGAGAGUCCUCCACUUCAUCUCCGAUUUUCAAUCUAUUUCUGCAUUUUACUUUCUCUCUCUAAAAUCUUUUCAAAUGGAGGCUGCUGAUUCCACUCGUUCGUUUCUCAGAGAUGUCAAACGCAUCGUCAUCAAGGUGGGAACGGCCGUAGUUACUCAAGCUGAUGGACGACUAGCUCUUGGAAGACUAGGCUCACUUUGUGAGCAGAUCCAUGAACUCAACACUGAUGGCUACGAGGUGAUUUUGGUGACAUCAGGUGCUGUUGGUGUUGGCCGCCAGAGGCUUCGAUACCGGAAACUAGUUCACAGCAGCUUUGCUGACCUCCAAAAGCCGCAAGUUGAACUUGAUGGGAAAGCUUGUGCAGCUGUUGGACAAAAUGGUCUUAUGGCUCUGUAUGACACUUUGUUCAGCCAGUUGGAUACGACCUCAGCACAGCUUCUAGUAACUGAUAAUGAUUUUAGAGACCCAGAUUUCAGAAGGCAACUGAAUGAAACUGUGAAAUCUAUGUUGUCGCUGAAGGUGGUUCCAAUAUUUAAUGAAAAUGAUGCCAUCAGUACCAGGAAAGCUCCCUAUGAGGAUGCUUCCGGAAUAUUUUGGGAUAAUGACAGUUUAGCGGCUCUUCUGGCAUUGGAGCUAAAAGCUGAUCUACUUGUUCUGUUGAGUGAUGUAGACGGUCUUUAUAGCGGCCCACCAAGUGAUCCAAAAUCUGAACUGAUUCAUACGUAUGUUAAGGAAAGACAUGAGGGUCUGAUAACUUUUGGAGACAAAUCACGGGUGGGAAGAGGAGGGAUGACGGCUAAAGUAAAAGCUGCUGUUUAUGCUGCGUACGCUGGUAUUCCUGUUGUUAUCACCAGCGGUUUUGCGUAUGGAAAUAUUCUAAAGGUUCUAAGUGGACAACGUAUUGGCACACUAUUCCACCGAGAUGCACAUAAAUGGGCCCCACUAGGAGAAUUAGGUGUGAGGGAGAUGGCGAUGGCUGCAAGAGAUAGUUCACGGAGACUGCAGGCAAUGUCUUCUCAUGACAGGAGUAAAAUUUUGUUGAGUGUUGCUGAUGCCUUAGAGGCUAAUGAGAAGCUAAUAACUGCUGAAAAUGAAGCUGAUAUUGCUGAAGCCCUAAAGGCCAGAUAUGAAAAAGCUUUAGUAUCGAGGCUUGCUUUGAAGCCUGGUAAGGUUUCAAGUCUCGCAAAUUCUAUUCGCGUGCUAGCAAACAUGGAGGAGCCAGUUGGUCGAGUUUUGAAGAGAAUGGAGCUAUCAGAAGGAUUCAUCUUGGAGAAACUAUCAUCUCCUUUGGGCGUUCUUUUGAUCAUUUUUGAGUCUCGACCUGAUGCACUGGUUCAGAUAGCUUCACUAGCAAUUCGAAGUGGGAAUGGACUCCUGUUAAAAGGGGGCAAAGAAGCUAGAAGAUCAAAUGCAAUUCUGCAUAAGAUAAUCACAUCGGCCAUCCCAAAAAGUGUUGGUGAAGGCCUUAUUGGACUAGUUACUUCUAGAGAAGAGAUCCCUGAGUUGCUCAAGCUGGAUGAUGUCAUUGACCUUGUGAUUCCAAGAGGGAGCAACAAACUUGUAUCUCAAAUUAAGGUGUCAACAAAGAUUCCUGUUCUUGGACAUGCUGAUGGAAUAUGUCAUGUAUACGUAGAUAAGUCUGCUAAUAUGGACAUGGCUAAACAAAUCGUUGUAGAUGCAAAAACUGAUUAUCCUGCUGCCUGCAAUGCAAUGGAAACAUUGCUUGUACACAAGGACCUUGUGCAGACUGGUGGUCUAAAUGAGCUAAUAGUGGAACUUCAAACCAAAGGAGUAAAAAUAUUUGGUGGACCUCGAGCAAGCUCUUCACUGAACAUUCCCGAGGCACGGUCAUUACACCACGAAUAUAGUGCUCUUGCUUGCACUGUUGAGAUUGUGGAUGAUGUAAAUGCUGCCAUUGAUCAUAUACAUCAGCAUGGCAGUGCACAUACAGACUGCAUUGUAACAGAAGACGAUGAUGUUGCUGGAAUCUUUUUGCGUCAAGUAGACAGUGCUGCUGUGUUUCACAAUGCAAGUACAAGAUUCAGUGAUGGCUUUCGCUUUGGAUUAGGUGCAGAGGUUGGUAUUAGUACAAGUCGAAUUCAUGCCCGAGGUCCUGUAGGUGUUGAAGGACUGCUAACAACACGAUGGCUUGCAAGAGGAAAAGGGCAAGUGGUAAAUGGUGACAAAGACAUUGUGUAUACUCACAAGGAGAUGAGCCGGGAAGCAUGAAUAACUUUGAUCACCUGCUUGUAGGAAAAGAGGAGUAUUGUUUCUGUGUGUAUUAUUAAUAUUAAUAUCAAACGAAUGUCAAAAGUUGUAUUUGGGCAGUGGUGUAAGUUAUUAUUUGGCCAAGUUAUCAGUUUCAGUUAAUAGCAUUGUGGAGUUUUCCCACACCAUCUAAA
Salvia hispanica is the source of this 2416-nucleotide messenger RNA. Its product is annotated as delta-1-pyrroline-5-carboxylate synthase. Gene Ontology annotation, cellular component: cytoplasm. Lineage: Eukaryota; Viridiplantae; Streptophyta; Magnoliopsida; Lamiales; Lamiaceae. The record is from RefSeq and is a predicted model, not a curated record. Gene Ontology annotation, molecular function: glutamate-5-semialdehyde dehydrogenase (NADP+) activity; glutamate 5-kinase activity; ATP binding.